Molecule: messenger RNA, 999 nt
Organism: Cercospora beticola
Lineage: Eukaryota; Fungi; Ascomycota; Dothideomycetes; Mycosphaerellales; Mycosphaerellaceae
Product: J domain-containing protein
Source: RefSeq, a predicted model, not a curated record
AUGAGCACUAUCAAUAUCUCCGCUGGCGGAGCCCUUCCAAAGAUGUCGCCCUACGAUACCAACUCAGCCAUGCACAUCCGUGCCAUGCUUCAAGUCGACGGCUUCGACGAUCCCCUAUCGAUCCUGGGUCUCUAUUACCAAGCUAACGUCACAGAGAAGGACAUCAUCGUCGCCUUCCGCAAGCUCGCCCUCAUCCUACAUCCGGACAAGUGCCAAGAUGCAGGUCAAUCUGAGCUCCACGUCCGCCUAUUUCAAAAGCUCGAGACAGCCAAAGAAGCUCUACUCAACAGCGAUGAGCUGCUUGAGCUCACACCGGAACCUCUGGCAAUCCAUGAAGGCCCCGAAACCCUCCGGAUCAGAAUAUUUGACGCGAGAGAGAAGCUGAAAGCUGCCCGUGCUGAAGCCGUAAUUUACAACAGGCUACCACCAAAGCUUCAGCGAGGUUGGAUCCGAGCCAAACUUGUGCGCGAGUUCAAAGCAGCGGGCGCCCAUGCUCACGAGCUUCGAAAAGAGGGCAAGCAAAGCGAAGCUCACACAAUUCUUACUGCUGCCAAGGAGAAACUCCAGGGAUUCAACCGCGUAGAUGAGAAUGGGGAGAGAGUUUUCGAUGACCCGACAGUGAGAGACCACAACUGGAACAAGAAUCUUGUCAAAGGAAGGACUUCCACAACUACCGGCGUCAGUUUCGAGUUGAAAAAGCGGCAGGAUCAGCUCUUCAUAGCUCAAGAGUUCGAAGAGAUGUACAAGAUCGCGCCAGAGCGCCUUCACGAGACAGAGGAGGAAAUGUGGGAGAGAUGGUUGGACGAGGACUACAAAGGCUGGACGAAAAAGGUCACUGAUGCCAAUGGUCAGUCGUGGUGGCUGUGCGAAGCUAACAUGGAAGCGGAAAUGCUCGAGAUUGCUCAGCGCUUUGCGGAGACCAGAUGGAUACAGUCCUCCAACGGAUGGAAAAGAUGGCUGUAUCUGGAGGAUGAUGAGGAGGACGACGAGGAGUGGUAA